Molecule: messenger RNA, 3960 nt
Organism: Prunus armeniaca (apricot)
Lineage: Eukaryota; Viridiplantae; Streptophyta; Magnoliopsida; Rosales; Rosaceae
Source: the annotation of a GenBank genome assembly
AUGGAACAAUCAGGAAGUAAGACCUCUCAUGCCGAAAAGCCUGAGAAAUUCAAAGGCACUGACUUCAAACGUUGGCAACAGAAGAUGUUGUUCUAUCUGACAACAUUAAAUCUAGCCCACAUUCUCAGACAGGAUGCCCCUGUGUCGAAUAAGGAUCCUGCAACCAAAGAGACUGUCGCUGCAAUUGAUGCAUGGACACAAUCUGAUUUUCUGUGCAGGAACUAUAUCUUGAAUGGACUUGAUGAUGCACUGUAUGAUGUCUAUGCAGCAUUCAAGACGGCUAGAGAAGUUUGGGAAUCUCUUGAGAAAAAAUAUAAAACUGAAGAUGCAGGAUCCAAGAAAUUUGUUGUAGGCAGAUUUCUGGAUUUCAAGAUGGUAGAUUCCAAACCUGUUGUCAAACAAGUUGAAAACCUCCAGAAAAUUAUCCAUGAGAUUCUUGCUGAAGGCAUGAAGAUCAAUGAAUCUUUCCAAGUGGCGUCCUUGAUUGAAAAACUCCCACCAAAUUGGAAAGAAUUCAAGAGUUAUUUGAAGCACAAGAGAAAGGAGAUGAGUAUGGAGGAUCUCAUUGUUAGGCUUCGGAUUGAGGAGGAUAACAGAAUAAGUGAGAACAAGAAUGUGGUUUCAAACAUGGAAGCCAAGGCAAACAUAGUUGAAGGAACCUCAGCAAAACCAAAAUUCAAUCCCAAAAUGAACAAGAAGAACUUUGUUCCUGGAGCAAAAGGAAAAGACUUCAAAAAGAUUAAAGGAGCAUGCUGGGUCUGUGGGAAAACAGGCCAUAAGGCUCAAGACUGCAGGCAUAGAAAGAAUCAGAAUCCUGCCAAUCCUGCAAAUCCAAACUACAACAGGCCAAGGAACAAUCAGGCCAAUGUGACUGAAGAAAACUUGGCUGCAGUGGUGUCAGAAACCAACAUGGUUUCGAAUGACAAUGAGUGGCUGAUUGAUACUGGAGCCACCCGCCAUAUCUGUGGUGAUAAGAAUGCAUUUCUUACUUACCAAGAGAUACAUGGUGGUGAACAACUGUUUAUGGGAAAUGCCUCUGCAUCUGCUGUUGUUGGAAAGGGAAAAGUGCUUCUGAAAUUCACCUCUGGAAAGGAACUAACCCUCCUAGAUGUGCUGCAUGUGCCAGACAUAAGAAGGAACUUGGUAUCUGGACCUGUUCUAAGCAACAAAGGAUUCAAACUAGUUUUCGAAUCCAACAAAGUUGUACUAACUAAGGGGGGAAUGUUUGUGGGAAAAGGUUAUCUUGCUGAUGGGUUAUUCAAAGUCAAUGUAUCUGCCAAUUCUAUGAAUAAUAAUAUAAAUAAGGCUUCUGCUUAUAUGGUUGAUUCUUCUUCUACAUUAUGGCAUGCUAGAUUAGGACAUGUGAAUUUCCGUUCCUUACAUAGAAUGUAUAAUUUAGGAUUGCUGCCUAAGUUAGAUUCUAUUGAAAAUAUUAAAUGUGAAACAUGUACAGAAUCUAAAUUUGCCAGAAAAAGUUUUAAAUCUGUACAUAAUAGGUCCAAUGAACUGCUAGGCUUAAUUCAUAGUGAUUUAUGUGAUUUUAAAUCAACACCAAGUCGUGGAGGAAAGCAAUAUUAUGUGACUUUCAUUGAUGAUUGCAGCAAGUACUGUUAUGUAUAUUUAUUACAUAGCAAAGAUGAGACCUUGGAUAUGUUUAAGACAUAUAAGGCUGAAGUUGAAAAUCAACUCAACAGAAAAAUUAAAGUCCUAAGAUCAGAUAGAGGAGGGGAAUAUGAAUCCACUGCAUUUGCUGAAUUUUGUGCCACAAAUGGUAUAAUUCAUCAAACGACAGCUCCUUAUACACCGCAACAAAACGGUGUUGCUGAAAGGAAAAAUAGGACAUUAAAAGACAUGAUAAAUUCUAUGCUGAAUAGUUCUGGGCUUCCACAUAACAUGUGGGGUGAAGCCUUACUUACUGCAAAUACAAUCUUGAAUCGAAUUCCACAUAAAACGAGUAACAAGUCACCAUAUGAAGUAUGGAAAGGAAGGUUACCAACCUAUAAGACACUCAAAGUGUGGGGUUGCCUAGCAAAAGUUCAAGUUCCUUUGCCAAAGAGAACUAAACUUGGACCCAAAACUAUAGAUUGUGUCUUCAUUGGAUUUGCAUCCAAUAGUGCUGCUUAUAGAUUUUUAGUAUUUCACUCUGAUGUUUCUGAUAUACAUGUGAAUACAAUACUAGAAUCUGUGGAUGUAAUAUUCUUUGAGGACAUUUUUCCUUAUAAACAAGGAAGGUCCAAUGUCAAUAGCAAAAGAACUAUUGAUGAUUCUAGAAUAAAUGAGAAUUCUAGAAUAGAUGAUGGUAAUCCUACUUCAUCUAGUGUUCAAGAAAAUGAACAAGAUCAAGAACCUAGAAGAAGUAAAAGGACAAGAAUACCAAAAGAUUUUGGACCAGAUUUCUUGACCAUGAUAGCUGAAGCUGAGCCUCAAACAUAUAAAGAGGCAAUAUCAAGUCCAGAAGCUCCAUUUUGGAAAGAAGCAAUCAAUAGUGAGGUUGAAUCCAUUAUGCAAAAUCAUACAUGGGAAUUGGUUGAUAUACCACCUGGUAAUAGACCAAUUGGAUACAAAUGGAUCUUUAAGAAGAAAUUAAAAGCAGAUGGUACAAUUGAUAAGUAUAAGGCUCGGUUGGUAGCCAAAGGAUACCGUCAAAAGGAAGGCUUAGAUUUCUUUGACACAUACUCACCUGUGACAAGAAUAACAUCAAUAAGGAUGUUGAUUGCUAUAGCGUCAAUUUAUGACAUGGAAAUACAUCAAAUGGAUGUAAAAACCGCUUUCUUAAAUGGAGAGUUGGAUGAGGAAAUAUAUAUGGAACAACCUGAGGGGUUUGUAGUAAAAGGUCAAGAACUAAAGGUUUGCAAACUUGUAAAGUCUCUCUAUGGACUAAAACAAGCUCCAAAGCAAUGGCAUGAAAAAUUUGACCAUACUAUGAUGACACAUGGUUUUAAAAUAAACGAAUGUGAUAAAUGUGUCUAUAUCAAGACACAUAAGAACGCAUGUGUUAUAGUGUGUCUGUAUGUAGAUGACAUGCUCAUAAUUGGGACUAACAAGGACAUAAUUAACUCUACCAAGAAAAUGUUAAACUCCAGUUUUGACAUGAAAGACUUAGGUCUUGCUGAUUUAAUUCUUGGAAUUAGAGUCAAAAGAAAUUCAGAUGGUUAUAUAUUAACACAGUCCCAUUAUGUAGAAACUGUUCUUAGAAAGUUUGGUCAUUUUGGAAGUAAUCAUGUUGUAACACCUUUUGAUGCAAGUUGCAAAUUAAAGAAGAAUGAAGGUGAAUUUAUUUCACAAAAGAAAUAUUCACAAAUCAUUGGUAGUCUUAUGUACAUUAUGAAUUGUACAAGACCUGAUAUAGCCUAUUCCGUGAGUAGACUUAGUAGGUAUACAAGUAAUCCAGGACAUGAUCAUUGGGAAGCAUUGAUUAGAGUUUUGAGAUAUUUAAAUUACACCUUGGAGUAUGGAUUACACUAUACCAAAUAUCCUCCAGUACUAGAAGGAUAUAGUGAUGCCAAUUGGAUUUCUAAUGAUUUAGAAACAAAUUCCACUAGUGGAUAUGUUUUUACACUAGGAGGAGCAUCCAUAUCUUGGAAAUCUAGUAAACAAACUUGCAUAGCCCGAUCAACAAUGGAAUCGGAAUUUGUAGCUUUAGAUAAAGCUGGUGAAGAAGCCGAGUGGCUAAGAAAUUUUUUGGAAGAUAUUCCUAUAUGGCCUAAGCCUGUGACGGCUGUUUGUAUACAUUGUGAUUGUAUGGCUGCUCAAGCAAGAGCCAAAAAUAAUGUAUACAAUGGAAAGUCUAGACAUAUUAGACGAAGGCAUAAUACAAUCAAGCAGUUGCUCUCAAAUGGAAUAAUUUCUAUUGACUACAUAAAGUCAAGACAAAACCUUGCGGAUCCGUUUACAAAAGGCUUGUCAAGAGAGCAAAUCAAAGUAACAUCGAGGGGAAUGGGAUUGAAGCCAAUUCAAUAA